Molecule: messenger RNA, 7682 nt
Organism: Argiope bruennichi
Lineage: Eukaryota; Metazoa; Arthropoda; Arachnida; Araneae; Araneidae
Product: mucin-17-like
Exons: 25
Coding region: 501-5351 (1616 amino acids)
Biological process (GO): positive regulation of transcription by RNA polymerase II; cellular response to hormone stimulus
Cellular component (GO): nucleus
Molecular function (GO): nuclear receptor binding; protein dimerization activity
Source: RefSeq, a predicted model, not a curated record
CGUGAAGUGAAUGGCCGAUACGAUUCACAACAUAUCCUUCCUUCUUUCUACGUUUUUGAUUAGAAAAGGUGUUUUACAUGGGAGAAAUCUGAUGUUCUACGUAUUAAGUUGCGGUACUUGAUUUGCAAGGUAGAAAAAUGUCAUUAAUUACUUGAGCAGCAAUAAUGUGACAAAAUUUUAAUGGGUCUGGCACUGAUUUCUUUUUAUGGUUUGGGUUACGAUGAGUGUAGCUCCUCAUGCAGGAAACAAGAAAAGGAAAAAGAGCGAGUCAAAACCACAUUCACAAAUGACAAUGCACAGAAAGCUACAUGAAGCAAGUCUGUAUUAGACAACUCCCCUGGUCUGUCUCUCUUACCUCUGAUCACAGAGAGACUGUUUGAAUUAGACAUAAGCUGGACUGAAAAUAAAUAAAUAAGUGCCUUAAUGAAAAACGUCGCAGAGAACAAGAAAAUAUUCACAUUGAAGAACUGGCAGAACUGGUUUCUGCUAGCCCAUCUGACAUGAGUUCGCUUUCUUGCAAACCAGACAAGUGUGCCAUACUUAAAGAAACUGUUAAUCAGAUCCGUACACAAAAAAAGUCAACUGAAAAUGAGCUUUGUGAAGAAUUACAACAAAGUGAAGUUUCUUCUAGUAAACCAACUAUUAUAGAUAAUCACGUUUUUGGAACAAUUCUUCUUGAGGCUUUGGACGGCUUUCUUUUUAUUGUCAAUUGUGAUGGAAAAGUAGAAUUUAUAUCUGAUAACAUUUCUAAUUUUUUGAAAUUCAGAGAGGACGAAAUUUUUGAAAAGAAUAUUUACAAUUUUAUUCAUCCAGAUGACCAAGCUAUAUUCCACAGUAAUCUGCUUCUUAUGAUGCCUUUAGGUAAUGGGCGUGACUGGUCAGCAGAUAAUAAUUGUAAAUCGAAUAAGCAAGCUAAACAUUUCGCCUGCCGGUUUCUGGUCAAGCAAGAAGAACCAGAGAUUAAGAUGGAAAAUAAAGAACCUCAGCAGCCUCAGUAUGAGAAUUUGAACAUAACUGCAAAUUAUAUGCCUUUAGAUAAUGGCACUGAAGAACCAAGAAAUGGGAUGACAUGUAUUGCCCGUAGAGCUGCAUUUGAAGAAAAGCGAAUUGGAGCUAAUAAAAUUGAGCAAUUUACUACCAGGGUCAAUCGAGAAGGGAAAGUUGUAGGUGUUGAUGCUGGUUCCCUUUCCCCGUCUUCUAAGAAAUUUCUUACUGAAGAAUUAGACGGAGCCGCUAUUUUGGACUUCUGCCAUCCUAAUGAUGUAACAACCUUAAAGCAACAUUUAAAAGAGAUGUUUUCAAUUCUUACAGCAUUUGAAUCGGAGGCUACUACUUGUGUUCCAUACAAGUUUCGCAUCGGACCUGAAAGAUAUGCAAAAAUUAAGGCUAAAAGUAAACGUUUUCAGUUGUCACCUGAAGAUGAUUAUGUUAUUUCGACUCAUUCUAUUAUAAGAGACAAUGACAGUAAUCUGGAUGGCCAGAAGAGCAUAGCUUCCCCAUCAAGCGUUGUCAGCACUUCAAGCGGACCUGGCAGUGUUUCAGAUUCCUCUACCAGUCUAAAUGGUAGCAUUGUAUUAUCACCAUUGACUCUUCCCAGUUCAUAUGGAAAUUAUUCCAAUUCUCUGAGUGCUACAAACAAUAUUGAAAUGAUCAAUGAACUUAAUUUAGACUUAUUCCCAGAUUCUAACUGGAACAUGGAAGCUGGUUCAGCACAAUCCAAGGAAUUUGAAUGUACAAGUGUUAACAGUUUUGUUUCUAGCCCACAAACUGCCCCUUUAUCCAAUCGUUCAGAGACGAGUGUUGCUGCUUCUCCGAUAAACAGUACCUUUGUCUCUGGCAUAGCGUCCAGUCGCGGUGGAACAGCAUCUGUUCCAUCCCCUGCAGUGCAAAGUCGAGCACCUACACCUUAUGGUGGUAGUUGCUACAGCCCAUCGGCAGCACAACAAUCUACUAGUGUCAGAAAUUCUCCUCCGCGUGCCUUGCCGGCCAAAUCGGAUUCUUUAAAUAGCAGCUCAACUGACUCUACUGGAAUCAACAGUAUCAGUCAAGGCAUACGAGUAGAGAGGCGAUUUGACAUGAAGUCAAAUGAAAAAUUAAGAAAUCUGUUGACUCAAAGUACGGACGAUAUUAGGUCACGACAAAGUGUCUCUAGGCAAACAUCUCAAGAUGAUGUAACUGUGCUAAUUGAUUCUCGUGUGCUUGAUGGGGAUUCUGCCAGAAUAAAUCGGUUGAAUCCCCAACAAAAUAUCCCCAGAAAUACAAAUGUGAUUUUGCGUGAUUUGCUCAACCAAGAGGAAGACUGUGAAGUGCCUGUGGAACCUAUUUAUAAAUGUGCAGAAAGUGCUGUGCCCAAUCCUCUUCUAAAUGCUGGUUCUUGCAAGACAACUGAAAAUAGUGCACAACGGAGAAUGGGAAGCAAUGAUAUGUUGAGAAAGCUUCUGAACACUGAUGAUUCUGAUAAGGGAUAUCGAAAAUCUCAAGACAUAAUUCAUCAGUUGCUUAUUAAUAAUCCUAGUGGAAAAGUUUCUUUGCAGGGUGAUAGAUUAAGACCAGGUGGUGCAUCGAAUUCAAUCGUUACAGAAAAUACGGUGCCAAAACCAGUCUCAAUAUCCUCCAGGCAAGGGAUGUCUGAUGUCACUUUUGUCACAGAAACAAAUGCAUUGAAACGAAAAGCACCAGAAAAACCCAACUACCCUAACACAGUAAAAAAGCCGAACCAUGCACAUUUAGCUGGGCAGAAUCCCAUGCUUGCUGAAAUGUUGGCAAAAACACCGGUGACCACUGAAGUUCAAACCUCCAAGGCUCCAACCUCUUUGAUUACUCAGCUGCCUCAGGAAAAGCUUCCUAAACAUCUUGAGAAAAAGCUCAUCCAUACACCAUACACUGCCGGAUCUAUAAGUGCUACUACCUCAUCAUUAGUAUUCACUACAAGUGCGCCAACUGUUCAAAGAGAUAUUGUUACCUCAGAUGCCAGGGCCCACAUAUUACAGCACAACCCUCAAGUGAAUGUUCAGACAGCACUGAGGACAGUAUACAGCUCACAACAACAGCAACAGCUGUUUGAUAAACUUGUCAGUGGUACUGAAGACGACAUUCUGUUGGCCAAAUCAAUGGCUUCAGAUUUUAUGACUGUUGGACCAUCAACUUCUGUGCAGAAUCCUGUAACAAAUUAUGCACAAUUGUUAUCAUUUAACACAUCUACUGCUAGUAACAACACUCAAAUGAGUGUGUGCGCUUCUGAUAUCUCGGCCGCUGCAAGUUUAAACAGCCUUUUAAGUGAUAAUACUCUUGCAACGCCGAGUUCUUUGACUGAUUCAUUACAAACGAGCCAAACAGCUGACACUAACUUUGACCACAUCAUUUUGGAGACGAUUUACAGCUUACAAGAGGAUCAUAAUUUAACUACUCCUCAAAAAGCAAUUAACCCAGCAACCAUUUUAAAAAUUCUUAGUGAAAAUGCAGAAUUUCCUGAAACCAACACAAAUCCUCACCCUGUAUCUGUAAAUAGUAGUAUUGCCACCAGUAGUAGCAGCAGCAGUACAUUAGAUAUUAAUGAAAAAAUUGCAAUCAGUGCCAUCCAGAAGGAAUUAAUGGAGGCUGGAUCUGCUGCUAUUGCAAGUAAAGCUAAUAACAUCCAAAUGGCUGCCAGUUUGAUACCAACUUACUCUCAAGCUGGCCGUUCAUUGCCCCAAGUAUCUAGAACUUCUGUUCAAGCUCAAUUAACCUCCGAACAAAUUCUGUUGCUGCAACAGCAGCAACUAGUAUCUGGUUCUCUACCUCCCAAUUAUAAUUUGGUUGCAAAUAGGGUACGGUUGCCUGUCACAACACAGGCUAGUGUCAAUGUGAUCAGUCCAGAAGUGUUGGCUCAACGAAGGAACAUGGUGCAUAAUGUGACUGUGGGAAAUGUUGCUAAUAUGAAUCAGCUUCGAAGAACUAUGAAGCAGAAAAUGUAUCUACAGCAGCAACAGAAACGACUAUUGGAACAACAAAAGCAACAACGCACAAUACCGACUCAACAGCCUCUAGAAGUAGCUAGUUCUGCUGGAACUGCUUCAUUUCCUGAAAAUAUAAAUGAUUUACUCAACAACACAGUUGCGCCCAAUGUCACUCUUAUGCGUUCCUCUGGAAUACCUGAGGCUGCUCGUUUCAAUUUGAAUUCGGCCAGCUCUCAACCUAGUCCCACUAGCCAGGCUUCUCCCACUUCUGCACAAUUGUCACCUGGUCAGAGAGUCAACCAGGCCUCUCCUUUCUCUCCCCUUUCCCAACAACCAUUCCCUAGCCAGACACCCCCACCUGCAGCAACCUACCAGGCAGCUCGACUUUCCCCUCUUCCACCCCCCUCGUAUCCCCAGGGAGGGCCUAGUCAUUCUCCUUCACCCAUCACACCUACCGGCUCAUCUCCUCACAUGGUUCUAUCACCCCAAUCUCCUCAGUGGGCUCAAAGGCUAGCCACGAGUCCAGUUCAGAAUCUGCAGUUGCAGAAUCCUAUGCUGAAUGCUCAGUUGUCUCAAGCUUCUAUUGGUGCUAACCAGAUACGUCUAACAGCCCAACAAAGACAGCAGCUUGCCUUACGGUCAAUGCCCAGUCCUACAUCAGUACAAAACUCUAGGGGAGCUGUAUUUUCUCCUCAGUCAGAAGCUAAUGUCUCUCCAUUGUCACCUGUUAUGGUUCUUCAAUCUCAAGCACCUCAGCAACAAAGAAUACAAAGAACUCGCAUGGCAUCUGGUUCUCAGAAUCAGGCCACUUUUUCAACAAAUGAACCUCUUUUAUCUCCACAAUCACUGCCAUCUCCAAGUUUCAGCCAGUCUGUUUCUACUACACCUACUUCUUCUUAUGUUUCAAUAUCAUCAUCUUCGGUACCUAUUUCUUACAGUGCAACACAAGUUAGCCAACAGUUCACUUUUGACAGACAAAAUAUUCAAGCAUUUGCCAGCAGUUCAAAUGACAGCUUAAGAUCACCAGGAGUUUCUAAUGACCAAGGUGCUUCUGAUUCUUUGCCACAAGAACUAAGAUCUCUUGUUAAUUCCCCAAAUCUUGUUCUUUCCUCCAGCAAUAAUCAACAGUUGCUUCAAUCAUUGUCAUCUAAUAAUUCUGUGACUAGAGUGCUCAAUCUUCAGUCCCUUACUAGGUCAGACCUUGAAGAGCUUGGAUUAUCUGUGGAAUUAUUACCUUCUGGUUCAACAGAAGCACAAGCUGCAACUCAGGCUUUGUUUGCACAGGCAUUGUUAAAUGAUGCAAGCAACCUUGAAGCUUCAGUGCAGCCAACAAGUCCAAGGGUUCAAGUGGAAGAACCCAAACCUGCAGAUCAGAAGAAAAGUUUGCUUCAGCAACUUUUGUCGGAGCCUACUUGAAGGUCUUUGUGUAAAUAAUUCUUUCUCAAAAUGUACAAAAGAAGUUAUACCUCAUAUUAUGUUAUUGUUUCUACUUUACAUUGAUCUGUUGUUGUAAUGGGUAUUACAAAAAUAAUUGUUCUGUCAAGGUCUUUGAAUUGUAAAUGGUUUUGUUUUAUUACUUGUUGGCUGAAGCAUGUACAGUAAGGAUUUUCUAAGCAUGGAUUAAAGGAUGUUUCUAAUUUAGAAACUUUAUGUUCCUAAUAAUUAAUAUAUUGAAUGAUUUGACAUUAAAUUUUCAGUUCCUUUGUUAAUUAGGAUUCUUUUUCCCCUACUCUCCACUGUUUUUUAAAAUGUAUAGCUUUUCUUUACUUAAAUGUUCAAAUGAACUAUGAAAAGUUACUUUUUAAGUGCACUCACUAGCACUUACUAUUUUAUAAUUUGAGCAUGUCAUUUUCAGAUGAUCGCUGAAAGUGUUAAAUGAAUCACAAAUUAUAUUGCAUAAAAUGCCAGUUAAUUGUAAUUUACUGAUGUUUAUAUAAUCAAUUUAAUAAAAUAUAUACAGAACUUUAAAAAAAAAAUCAGUUUGUGCUACGAAUGUUAUAUAAAUAUAUAGCAGUUUUUUUAAGAGUAAUCCAACAGUUGAUCUGAAGAAUAAUUUUGACUUUUGCUUAUUGUUAAUCAUUAUUUUAUUUAAUAAUGGCAUUCUUAUUUUUUUUUUAAUGUUUAGAAUUUUAUUAAAGGUUCAGAACUACAGAUGGUGAGUUUUAUUUGGGAUUCAAAUCAGUUGUGUGGUAGGAUAAGUGGUGUUUAUUUUAAUUUCUUCCCCACUUCUUUUUCUUUUGGUUAUUUUCGUCAAAUAUUUUUAAAUUGUAAUGGUAGUCUGGUAUAUGGAUUUAUACUUCUGUAAAAUAUUGUAAAAAAGUAGAUAAGUAUACAGAAUGUUACUGCUGAAAAUAUUUUGUUAGUAAAAUAAAAAUGGGAUGUUUUACAUUUGGCUUGUUGUACAUUAAUGCAUUAUUAUCAUUAUGUUUAUACAUUGAAAAAAAAAAAGUUAAAUGCCUAAUAUAGUUAGAUCCUUUAAAAUCUAACUGUGUUUGGUUUGAAACUGUUAUGAUUAAAAUAAUUAACAGAUUUUAUUCCCUCCUUUAUCUCAUAGCAUCUGAGAUAAAUAAAUAGCCUUUUCCUCCUUUUUAUUUUGAUUGCCUGUGAUAAUAACAUUAAUGUAGAUUAUCCCAAUUCAAAUAAUCACAGUUUGUGAUUGUAGUUGAAAAAAAAAUAAAUAAGCUUUCCAAGUAGUCACUUAUUGAGAUUAUUCCCUGACUGUUAUUGCGACUUGUAAAUUUUUGGGGCAAUUAAUAAUUAUUGUUUCGGCGCCUUCCUUCUGCAAAUUUGUUUACAAUUUAAUAAAACGAAACCUUGCUUGCGAAAUAGUACACAGAAUUCUGUGAUCCUGUUUAUCUGUGUUAAGCCAUAUGUGAAAUGUGAUGACUGUGAGAAUUGUCAAGUGAUAUGAUCAGUACCAAUUCUACUGUGAGUUGGUCUACUAUAUAAGUCCUGGAAAAGCAUUGUUAUUGCAGCUCUCUAGGUUUAGAAUUAUACUUAUGUACUUAAGUUUGGACUACUAGAGACUCUAUCUGUUGUGUAACUUAUAUAGUGUGAUUAUUUCCCCACCGUAUGUGGGGAAAAUAUAAUCCAUGGUGCUGCAUUUUGUGUUACAUUAUUACUGUUGACACAGUCUGUGGCUUUUAGAAGAGUGGCACGCUUUCCAUCCUUUCUAAGAGAUUAAAGAUGGCCUUAUAAAACACACCGUAAAUACGUUUGUUAUUACAUAAUAAACUGUAAUAUUUUUGUAUAUUUUCCUAAAAAGCUAUCCUUUACUAAUGCUGUGCUUGUGUAUUGUUUGUAUAGAAUAAUUCAUUUGUUGUUAUGUUUUUGCAUCUUGACUAGAAUAGUGUAAAAAAAAAAAAAAAAAAAGACAAACCUAAGCUCCAUGGCGAGGAAUCAUAUCUCAGUCUUCUCUGGAGAUCAUCAUUGUAACAUGAAAUUCAUCACAUUCUGGUGGGCUGUAAGAGCCUCUUAUUAUUUGCUGUGGGCUACUUGUAUAGUGUUAUUUUACUUGUAAUUUUUUUGUAUUUAAGAAGGCGAUCUUUUAAUUCUGGCAAAUUAUACAUUACUCAAAACCUGGAUGUAAGGAUAAUUUGUUCAUACCUAAUGAUGCAGUUAAUGGUAUAUACAUAUAUAAAUAUGUGUAUAUUUCAUCAGUAAUGGCUUUUUAUUGUAUGUUUUGUAUGUAUACAUUUCUUAAGUUCCUGAAACAUUUUGAUUCAUGUAAAAUUUGUUGUAAAUCUU